CAGGCUCAAAUCAAUGUCACCACCAGCACAGACCCAACAAGAGUAACUAUUAGUUCAAGAGGGGGAAAUCGUCCAAGCUCCACAACUGUCACAUCGUCUGCCAACAAUGUGACCUCAAGUUCUAGUACAUCUAAUUCCUCAACCCCUCGGCCAGCUUCUACAUCCUCCUCCACUUCCAGCGCUUUUGGCACUGCGCAUGUAGAGGGACAGACAACUGGUGGCUCUAAUCAAGUAGGUUCGUCUGCCAGCACCACUACAUCAGCUACAACAUCAGCAGCCUCCAGCUCUUCAUCAUCAGGAGCUACCUCAUCAGGAAGUCAGACGGCCUCAGCUCAGGCACGGAACUUAGCCUCAAUGCUGAAUCUUGGAGCUGUGCAAGGCUUCCCGAUGGAUGGUGGGGACCUAGUGCUAAUGGAAGUGGGGCCACAUGGAAUCACAAUUGACUCUCUCUCUGCUGAGGGGUCUGGAAGUGCAGGAGGAUCAGCCCCCACUCCAGAGCUUAUUCGAAACCUUGUAUCAUCCAUCACGAACCAGUUAGGAGUUAAUCUCAGUGGCGCUGCAACCUCUACUUCAUCCACAACCUCUUCCUCCUCCACCUCCUCUUCUACCACCUCAGCCAGCUCCUCCACAGCAACAUCUAAUGUAUGUUCCUCAACCCCAGCAUCAGGCCAAGGUGUACAGAGAACUGCCCCUGCUCGGAAUAGCCAGGCAGCCGGUAACAGGAUCUACAAUGUGUCCUCCCUCAAUUUCCCUCCCACAUCCGAAGACGGAACGAGCACCACAAAUGUGACCCAGACUCGCGUGACUCACCGACCCCACGUGCACGUCACACCCUUGAAUGUACCGGGGAUGGGAAUGAACCAGUUUGAUCCCUUCCUGCCUUGCCAGAGUCACCACAUACGCCCUGCCACCAGACGUAGGCAUCAGGCGCAGACACAGACCCAAGUUGGCAGCAGUCAAGCCCAGCAGAGAAGGACAGCAGCAAGCAACAGGGCCCAGGAGAAUGGAGCAAGUGAGAACAGUCAGACUCGUCCUCAAGUGGGCAUUUCACCUACUGCUUCAUCCUCUGAUCCUCUGGCAUUCUUUGCCAGUCUAAUGGCAGAGGCAUUUGGUGCCAGGCAGGGCUCAGCUACACAGCAACAGCAACAUCAGCAGCAACAGCAACAACAGCAACAGCAGCAGCAGUCACAGUCCUCUGCUGCUGAUGGUGGUGAACCUCAGAUCAGUGACCAGAUGUUUGCCCAGUUAGUCCAAGGCGUCAUGAGUCAAGUCUCUGGUUCACUGAAUACUGAAGGCAAUGGUAGCAGCAGUCAACAGUCAGGUGCAUCAUUGCAUGAAUUCCUGCAACCCUUCGAUGGUGGGAUGUUUAGCGAAGGGGAUGAAGAUUCUCUCUUUUAUCAGUUGUUCAACACUGUGGCAAUGUCGCUGUCAAUAGGAGAUCUUGUUCAGUUGUUCUUUGGAAGAGCAACAACAGCCAAUCAGUUGCGUACGCCCUUGCAAGAGUUCGUGAGGGAGAGGGCAUUAAAGGGAAACCAACCCACAGAGGAGAAUCUCGACCGUGCCAUAGACAGCGUCAUCCAUGACCUCCACCCACAUCUAGUAUUGACUGCAGGAGAUGCACAUGUGCAUGAAGGAAUUGAUUAUGUCAAUACAGUUCACAACUUUAUUCGACAUCGCUUACAUGACAUUUUCAACUUAGUUUUGAAUCACACUGAUGCUGAAACAUUUGGUCCUUCCCUGGUAUCUCUUGUCCGACGAGCAUUGUGGGAAUUCAUAGCACUCUCCCUUCACUGCUUCACAGACGGUGCCCAAGGGCUUGAGAGAGUUAUUCAGGAACGAGUGAGAUCCAUAAUGGCUGGUGUCAGUCCUGCAAUUCAGACAUGGUCAGUAAACACUUCAAUCAUGCAGCUGAGAUCUAUGAUGAGCCGCAUGACUAUAACAGAUGAUCACAUCCGCCGAUAUGUAGUAUCUCCAGAUGAGGGAAGGCGAAUGGAGGAAGAACGAAGUCGUAGACUGCGUGAUAGUGAGUCUCCAGCAGCGGAGCCUACCCCCUUACCACAAAUGACCUCACAUCAUUCUUCAACAGCAGACAACAUGGUCCAUGUGACCCCAGCUAAUGUACCUGCUGAAGAGCCCAUGGAAGUGGAAGAGGUUGGAUGUAUGGAGGAAGUCAUAACCACAGGGGUUGAGGCAGAGUUAGAAAUUGCGACUGAAGGAGCCACUGGAGGAACUGAGGAAGCAAAGGAAGAUGAGUCUCUCACAGAAGAACCACCUGUUACAAUAAAUGUUGGAUCUCAGCCUUGGCAUCCAGCUGUUCCACAGGACUGGAUACCAGUUAUAACACGUGAUGUGGAGAGACAACAGCGCGGUGUUCCAGAUACAAACCUGAGUGAUGCCUACCUUUGUGGGAUGCCACUCAAACGUCGCAAGCUUGCUUCUCAGCACAAACCUCAUGGGACAGUGCAGCAGGUUAUACAAGAUACCUUGCGCCACAGCAUGAGAGGAGUCGGUGUUAAUCGGGUUGUGGUUGAAAGUGUUGCAGGAGAAGCGGCUAGUCAGCUCGGUGAAUCGUUUGCUGGCCAUGUGCGCACAUCUCUCAGGCAGCGGCUAAAUCAUAACAAAGACUUCAAGCCUGAGAAAUUUCCAAAAAGCGAGCAACAUAUACUAAAGGAAAAGUGAAAGGAGGGAAGACCACUUUUGUUUUUUCUCUCUCUUUUCUUUAUGUAUUAUUAUUAUUACUAAAAAUAGUCUGCAGUGUGGAAAAGCAGUAUUAGUGAAUGUGAUGAAAGUUGACUGUGGAUCCAUAUGAAGAGCUUGUUAUAGCUAAAUUUACUACAACCGAGUGUCACUGAAAAUUAAAUUAUAUUCAAAAACACUUCAGUGAAUGGUAUUGAAAAGCAAAAUAAAUGCAGGGAAAUGUUAGGAGUGUGAUGGUAUGGAUAAAGUUAGCCACUUUUUUGUUUUACCCAUUGUACAGUAGAGGGAAUUCUUCAGAAUACGAACACACGUAUUGUAAGCAGGUAUGAUAGAUGUUUAAUGGUACUUCAUUGCAUGCACAUCCUGUAACUUUUGUACAUGCUUUUGUGAUUUUAUUUUGAAUCCAAUGCUUGCUGCUGAUGUAACAUAAAUGAAAACAGUUGUAGAGUGAAAGAAAUAGACAUAUGCAUAUAUUUUUUGUUAUAUAUUGACAGUCAAAUGUAUAUAAGUCUGCAGAGAUUUUUAUUCAUGGCAUUUUUUUCUUAAAAGUAACUGCACAUUGUCAAGGCAAGCCAAAGGUUGUCCGAAAUUGGCUAUUGCAAAUUAAAGGUAACCGUAAUCAUUGGUGUUCAUACCCAGAGUAUCAAGAUCUCUGUUUUAUAUAUAUAUAUAUAUACUGUAAGGAAACUUGUUUACCCAUGCAAUAUAGAAAAUGAUAGGAAUUCAUAGAAUAUUUACAGUGUUAUUGUACAGUGUGUAAUCAUUCUGUGAUUGAUGAAGAUAUCAGUUAUGUGACAAGUCAGGCUGUAAGUUAGGAAACAAUCAAUAUGAAAGGAAUUAUAGGUCUUUUAUUAUUCAUUGUACAUAAUACGGUUCCGUAGAUUUUCUUGAAUCCAUUGAAAUUUACUUGAGUCAAGGGUAUAUGAUUUAAAAAAUGAUUAAUUCACUCUUCACCCAUACCAAAUAUUAUUGCCUUUCCCAUGUCUGUAUCUUUGCUGUAAUACUGCCACUCGCACAUAUAAAUUAAACCCAUUCGGUAAAUGGUUGAGUGUGGAAUGGAAAACAUUUGCACUAAUAGUAUUUUAUGAAUUAUUUCUUAUAUGUGAUGUUACUAUUUUACACUCUUAGGUAUCAUUAGAGAUGCAUAGCUUCAAGAAACUGUUGAUGUAUGUGUGUGUGUGUGGGUGCAUGUGUCUGUAUACAUGUGAGAGAAUAUGGAUUAAAAUAUUGAUGGUGCAUCACAAAUGAAUAAAUAAAAUUUGAUAGUCUGUGGUUUUCUGUUUAUGAGCAGUUAUCUGGAGAAAUGUGUGUAACCUAAAGCCUUGAAAAAUUUAGAAUUUGGCAUAAAGUAUAACUGGAGGUAUUCCUGAAUUGAUUCCACGAAUAUCAAGGAUGACUUGAUAGAAGCAAGUUUAAGAAACAUGAUUAGAAAUAUUCAAUCUCAAAAAUGCAAUAUUUAACCAUAACACUACAUGAGGAUGUGCUUGUUUAGGACAACAGAGGUUGGGAUUUAAAUAUUUGACUAUGUAUGCUCAACUUUUGUGCUAAAGUAGGCUACAUCUGUUUAAACAUAUAUAAAAAUCUUUUAAA
Penaeus vannamei (Pacific white shrimp) is the source of this 4287-nucleotide messenger RNA. NCBI's taxonomy places the organism in Eukaryota, Metazoa, Arthropoda, Malacostraca, Decapoda, Penaeidae. The record is from RefSeq and is a predicted model, not a curated record.